Rhododendron vialii is the source of this 2307-nucleotide messenger RNA. Its product is annotated as endoglucanase 12. Gene Ontology annotation, biological process: carbohydrate metabolic process. The transcript is spliced from 5 exons. Gene Ontology annotation, molecular function: hydrolase activity, hydrolyzing O-glycosyl compounds. Bases 188 to 2071 code for a protein of 627 amino acids. Lineage: Eukaryota; Viridiplantae; Streptophyta; Magnoliopsida; Ericales; Ericaceae. The record is from RefSeq and is a predicted model, not a curated record.
GCGAUUCAACGGUUCAAAACUAUCUUUCGAGCCCCUGGUGCAUGGGAAAUCAAAAUCGACAUUCAUUUCGUCUGCCCUAAAUUAUCCAGAUUCCUCUCCGACUCCUAGCUAGCUAGUAGCAGUACAGGUGCUAUAUAGGAGUGCAUAUUAGGAGAGCGAGAGAGAGACAAAGAGCGCCAGCGCGAUCAUGUACGCGAGCAACCCAUGGGGAGGGCCGAUGGAGAUAGUAAACGGCGGGGACACGACGGAAGACGAGCGGAGCCGGAACCUGACGACGGAAUGGGACCGGGCAUCGGUAAUGCACCAGUACCAACACCACGGCGCGUUGGACGAGACCCAGCAGAGCUGGCUCCUCGGCCCGCCUGAGGAGAAGAAGAAGAAGAAGUACGUGGACCUGGGGUGCGUCGUGUGCAGCCGGAAGCUGCUCAAGUGGACGAUGUGGCUGUUCGCGCUCGCGUUCUUGGUCAUCGCGCUCCCGGUCAUCAUCGCCAAGACGAUCCCCAAGCACAAGCCCCACGAACCUCCUCCGGACGAGUACACCGCCGUCCUCCACAAAGCCCUCAUGUUCUUCAACGCCCAAAAAUCUGGUAGAUUACCCAGCAACAACGGUGUUUCAUGGAGAGGGAACUCGGGUCUACAAGACGGAUCCGCGUUAACGGACGUCAAAGGAGGGCUCGUGGGCGGGUAUUACGACAGCGGAGAGAACGUCAAGUACCACUUCCCGAUGUCGUUCGCGAUGACGAUGCUGAGCUGGAGCGUCAUCGAGUACGAAGCCAAGUACCGCGCCAUCGGCGAGUACGAUCACGUCCGGGACCUCAUCAAGUGGGGCACCGACUACUUGCUCCUCACCUUCAACAACACCGCCACCAAAGUCGAAAAAAUCUACAGCCAGGUAGGGGGAGGCUUAGUUAAUAGUACAACACCAGAUGACAACUAUUGUUGGGAGCGGCCGGAAGACAUGGACUAUGCCAGACCUGUCCAAUCCACAUAUUCAGGUCCGGACCUGGCCGGGGAAAUGGCGGCAGCCUUUGCAGCUGCCUCCAUAGUGUUCCGGGACAACAUUGCCUACUCCGCCAAGCUCGUCAAAGGCGCGGCCACUGUAUUUGCCUUCGCUCGGGACUUUGCGAAGCGGACCACCUACUCCAAGGGGAACCCUUACAUCGAGUAUUACUACAACUCCACUGGAUACUAUGACGAGUACAUGUGGGGUUCUGCCUGGUUGUACUACGCCACCGGAAACACCAGCUACAUUUCCUUGGCAACCAACCCGGGAAUACCUAAGAACGCGAAAGCAUUUCUCAUGACUCCGAAGUUAAGCGUGCUUAGUUGGGACAACAAGCUGCCCGCGGCUAUGCUAUUGCUCACGAGGCUGAGGAUAUUCUUGAACCCAGGCUACCCGUACGAGGACAUGCUCCAAAUGUACCAAAAUGUCACUGGCCUCACCAUGUGCUCUUAUCUUCAAAACUUUCAUGUCUUCAACUGGACUCAAGCCGGGCUGAUCGAAUUGAACGUUAACGGUCAAGCAAACCCCGAUCUACAAUACGUGGUCAAUGCCGCAUUCCUGGCUUCACUUUAUGCAGAUUAUUUAAACGCUUCCGCUAUUCCCGGAUGGAAUUGUGGGCCCACUUUUAUCUCCACAGAUGUCCUUCGCCAGUUUGCUACCUCUCAGAUUGAUUAUAUUUUGGGAUCGAAUCCGCUGAAUAUGAGCUAUGUGGUGGGCAACGGCAAAAACUACCCCAAACGCGUGCAUCACCGGGCGGCUUCAAUACCGCAUGACAAGAACAAAUACUCGUGCACAGGGGGAUGGAAAUGGCGUGACAGCGCCAACCCGAAUCCAAACACCAUUACAGGAGCCAUGGUCGGAGGGCCUGACCACUCCGACAAAUUCAAAGAUCUGCGCAACAAUUACACCUACACUGAGCCUACAAUGGCUGGGAACGCUGGCUUGGUCGCUGCACUUGUUUCCCUCACAAGCAGCGGCGGCUACGGCAUUGAUAAGAACACCAUAUUUUCAGCCGUUCCCCCGCUUUACCCAGUUACCCCACCUCCUCCGCCGCCAUGGAAGCCCUAAUCGAAAAUCCCUCGAAACCAAAUUGAAGUUAAUUAUAAGAGAAUCCCCAUGGCCAGCUUGAGCAUCUUUUUUACGGAGUUCAUGCAAUAUAUUGUUCUUGUCUCGUUACUUCUUAUUAUUUGCAUAACUGACAGCUUCCUAUGUGAAUUCAUUCAUACCAAUGUCAUAAUGCUACCUCUAAUGUCGUUUGUCGAAUUCGUCUUAUUGUAAAUUUCACGAUCCAAGUAUCUUUGGUA